Molecule: messenger RNA, 1447 nt
Organism: Achroia grisella
Lineage: Eukaryota; Metazoa; Arthropoda; Insecta; Lepidoptera; Pyralidae
Product: oocyte zinc finger protein XlCOF6.1-like
Exons: 8
Coding region: 4-1293 (429 amino acids)
Biological process (GO): regulation of transcription by RNA polymerase II
Cellular component (GO): nucleus
Molecular function (GO): zinc ion binding; RNA polymerase II cis-regulatory region sequence-specific DNA binding; DNA-binding transcription factor activity
Source: RefSeq, a predicted model, not a curated record
CCCAUGGCUGACAAUUUAGACCUAAAUAAAAUAUGCCGGACCUGUUUAUCAGACGCGGGACCUAUGAAGGAUUUGUUUUCAGUGUGUACAGCUGAAAUUUUCAAGUUUUGUACAUCCGUUGAGAUUUCACUCGGUGACCAUUUACCACAACAAGUAUGCCAGGCAUGUGUAAACUUACUAGACAAAUUGUAUUAUUUCAAACAAACUGUAAUUACAUCCAAUGCAGUUUUGAAGCAACACUGUCCAGUAGUGAAAUUAGAAAAGCAGGGUGAUGUGCAUGACACGGUUGAAAUUGUUAUAACAGACUUUCAAGAUGACACAUCAAUACCAGAUCCAACAAAUGACUGUAACUUACAAGACAAUAAUUAUGAAGAAAUACCUGAUAUUCAAAUUAAAAGGAGAAGUAGAAGAAUUGGUAUCCCAAAACAAGUCAAAAAGAAAACAAGGAUGAAAUGUGCCAAGUGUGAAAAAACUUUCCAAAAAUAUGAAAAUUUUGAAGCACAUAUGCGGAGUCACUUUGGAAAAAAGCCAGAUAUCAAAUGUGAGCACUGCGAUAAGACAUUCCCAAAUCUCCGCAAUCUGAACAGCCACAUCCGCACCCAUUCCGGCAUCAAGAAGUACCAGUGCCUCACCUGUGGGAAGAACUUCGCCUACCUCAAUGUUCUCAAGAAUCACGAACUAAUACACGCCGGAAUUAAGAAUCAUGUUUGUCAUAUAUGCAAUGCGAAGUUUGUACAGAGAUAUAAUUUGAAGACUCAUAUAGAAACACAUAAGAAAGAUAAGAAAUAUGGCUGUGGACAAUGUGGUAAGAAGUUUGCGCAGCCGGGCUACCUGAAGAUACAUCUCAUACGGCAUACAGGCAUCAAGAAUAUUGCAUGUUCCCUAUGUGACAUGAGGUUUUAUGUUAAGAGUGAUUUAUACAAGCAUAUGAGAUCCCAUUCAGCCGACAAACCAUUUUCUUGUGAAUUUUGUGAUAAAACAUUCAAAUGCAAAAGUUUUCAAAUUGUCCAUCUAAGAACACAUACGGGUGAACGUCCAUAUGCUUGUGACUUAUGCCCCAAAAGGUUUAUGGCGCGCAAGGAUAUGCGCAACCAUCGUAUGAUACACACGGGAGAGAAGCCACAUAAAUGCCAGCUAUGUAACCAAGCAUUUAUACAGAAGUGUGCACUCAACAGGCAUAUGAAGGGACACGGCAAAAAUGAGAGUCACGAAAUAGAUCUCAGGCCGCCCAUACAAGUAGAAAGUAUAACGCCAAUUGCAGUUUCAUACGCCCAUUGGAAUGGCGAGGCGUGAUACGAAAUGAAGCAAUGAAACUAAUUGGACUACAAUACUUAGUUUACCUUGAGAACUAAAAUGAAUAAUGAGGUUGUGAAAUGGAUUAUGAAACGUCAUUCUUUAAAUCUAUCUCUAAAACUAAAAUUUCAAAUUGUUAUCAGAGUUACAUUAU